Linepithema humile (Argentine ant) is the source of this 2721-nucleotide messenger RNA. It is a transcript of the gene GlnRS, whose product is annotated as Glutaminyl-tRNA synthetase. The record is from RefSeq and is a predicted model, not a curated record. Lineage: Eukaryota; Metazoa; Arthropoda; Insecta; Hymenoptera; Formicidae. Gene Ontology annotation, molecular function: ATP binding; glutamine-tRNA ligase activity. Gene Ontology annotation, biological process: translation; glutaminyl-tRNA aminoacylation. Gene Ontology annotation, cellular component: cytosol; aminoacyl-tRNA synthetase multienzyme complex; cytoplasm.
AAAAUGGCGCGUAAGAAAGAAGAUAGAAAUAAUAUGUCUGCUCUUUUCUAAUGUUCGCUGACUGCGUGGCGAGUUAGGAACGUGAUAGUUUUAUUUUUCAAAUAAACGGAUUAAAAAAUGCCGGGAGAAACCAAGGACGACGUGGAACUGCUUCAGACGAUCGGUUUGAGUGAGCAGAAGGCUAAAGAGACCUUAAAAAAUGCUUCUGUCACGAAAAAUCUCAAGCUGGCAAUUAACGAGGCAGCUAAGCAUGGCUCUAUUUCUCAAGAUAUUGGUGUUUUGCUGUACCAUCUUGCUUCCAAGAUUAAAAACCAGAUUGCAGAUAAAAUACCGUUUAUUACUAAUUAUAUAAUUGAGAAGAAGCUAGACACUGUGCAAAGGGUAGAUGCUGCAUUAGUUUAUUUGUUAGCUAACGUGAACAAUGCUGACAAUAUUGAUGUGGCAAAAUUUGAGAAGACUUGUGGUAUAGGAGUGGUAGUUUCACCUGAACAAAUAGAAGAAGAAGUAGAAAAGGUUAUAAAGACACACAAGGAUGAGAUAAUAGAAAAGAGGUACCGCUUUAAUUGUGGUCCAUUAAUGCAGCAAGUGAGGAACACCUUAAUGUGGGCAGAUGGCAAAGCAGUAAAGAAUGAAUUUGAUGUCCAGCUUUUGGAUCUAUUGGGGCCAAAAACUGAUGCUGAUCUUGCACCGGCACCUAAACAAGUGAAACAGCCAAAGGACAAGCAGGCAAAAGCAAAGAAAGAUGUAAAGGAAGAACAUAAAGAAACAUCGAGCAGUGAGAAGGUAGAAGCGCAAACCAUAAGUGAACUCAUGAAGACCAAAGUUCACUUCCACAAGCCUGGAGAGAAUUAUAAGACCGAGGGAUAUAUCGUAACGCCAAACACGCAUCGUUUGUUGCAAGAGCAUGUGAAGAUUACUGGUGGCAAAGUGAGAACAAGAUUCCCACCAGAACCUAAUGGAAUCUUACACAUUGGACAUGCAAAGGCUAUUAAUAUCAACUUUGGAUACGCUGCUGCUUAUGACGGCAUAUGUUAUUUGCGGUAUGAUGACACAAAUCCUGAGAAAGAAGAGGAAAAGUUUUUCAUUGGAAUUCGGGACAUGGUAGAGUGGCUCGGUUACAAACCGGCCAUGAUUACGCACUCGUCGGAUAACUUCCAGCAAUUGUACGAAUGGGCUGUGGAGCUCAUAAAGAAAGGUUUUGCCUACGUUUGUCAUCAGUCUAGCGAUGAAAUGAAAGGUUUCAAUCCUCCGCCGAGUCCAUGGCGCGACAGGCCAAUCGAAGAAAGCUUGAAGCUAUUUAAUGAUAUGAAGGAUGGUUUGUUCGAAGAAGGCGAAGUGACUUUGCGCAUGAAAGUGACUUUAGAGGAGGGCAAGCAAGAUCCGGUUGCGUACAGAAUCAAGUAUUCACCGCAUCACCGAACCGGCGAUCAAUGGUGCAUCUAUCCCACUUACGAUUAUACUCAUUGCUUGUGCGACAGCAUCGAAAAUAUCACCCACUCUCUCUGCACGAAGGAAUUCCAAUCACGAAGGUCAUCUUAUUACUGGCUUUGCAACGCCUUGGACAUUUACUGUCCCGUGCAAUGGGAGUACGGCCGACUAAAUAUCAAUUACACCGUGGUUUCUAAAAGAAAGAUUGCCAAAUUAAUACAAGAGGGAAUCGUAUCGGAUUGGGACGAUCCCAGAUUGUUCACAUUGACCGCGCUGCGUAGACGUGGCUUUCCUCCGGAAGCUAUAAAUAAUUUCUGUGCCCAAAUGGGUGUGACUGGCGCACUAGCGACCGUCGACCCAGCAGCACUGGAAGCAGCUGUCAGAGAUGUUCUGAAUCUCACUGCACCUCGACACAUGGUCGUUCUGGAGCCUAUUAAACUGACCAUCAAAAACUUCACUCAUGAGAAAGAGACGCUCAAUGUGCCUGAUUUUCCCAAUGAACCGGAAAGAGGAAGUCAUGAAAUCAAGUUUUGUGAAACCGUGUACAUAGAAGCUUCGGAUUUCAAAGAAGUCGAGGAAAAGGGUUUUAGACGUCUGACACCGAAGCAACCUGUCGGCUUGAAGCACGCGGGUAUCAUACUAAAGUUUCAAAGUAUCGAAAAAGAUGAGAGUGGCAAUAUUACAAAUAUAAUUGUCACACAAGAGCCUGUCACAGAAAAGAAUAAACCGAAGGCAUUCAUACAUUGGGUAUCUGAUCCGUGCUUAGCAUCUGUCAGGCUGUACGAGCGCUUAUUUAAGCACAAAAACCCAGAAGAUACAAAUGAGGUACCGAAUGGGUUUUUAAGCGAUAUAAAUCCAUCCAGCAAAAAGGUCGUUGUAGCAUAUAUCGAUCAUAGUUUGCCCCAAACAGCGAACGUAUACGAUAAGUUCCAGUUCGAACGUAUCGGCUUCUUUUCUGUUGAUCCCGAUAGUGCCAAAGUGUCGAAUAAAUAUCGGCUUGUUUUUAAUCGUACUGUAACAUUGAAAGAAGAUGCCGGAAAGGUGUAAGCAUGUCUUCAGAAAGUGUUGUAAACAAAUUUUUACUUUUAUUACUUUUUUAUAUCGAUUAUAAAAUGCGAGAUAAAAGUACGUCCUUCGUUUGUUACAUUAAAUAUUAAUGUGGUUAUUAUUUUAGAUUUCUUGUGAAUUUUUUAAUCAUGAUUAUGCUUCUUAAGUUAAAACUUUGAGUCAGUAAUAUUAUAUAUAUUUCCGUCGUAUAUAAUAUAUAUCUUUUUUGUUAUAAUAUAUAUUAUA